GGUCCUGAAGCCAGAUGGGGUGUUCAUCGGGGCCAUGGUGGGCGCGGAGACCCUGUACAAGCUGCGCUGCUCCCUGCAGCUGGCUGAGUUCGAGCGGGAAGGGGGGUUCUCCCCAAACGUGUCCCCCUACACGGCCGUCACAGACCUGGGCAACCUGCUGGGCCAGGCAGGCUUCAGUAUGCUGACAGUGGACAUUGAUGAAAUUCAAGUGCACUAUCCUGAGAUACUUGAGGUCAUGAGUGACCUGCAAGGGAGAGCAACUGCGCUUGGAACAAGAAGUCCAUGUUGCACAGAGACACCAUUUUAGCUGCAGCUGCAAUCUACCAAGGCGAAACCAGCUAAAAGAGGCUCUGCGAACGUGUCUUUUGGGGACCUCUCGAAGGUCGGCCAGCCAUCAACUAAAGACAAGUCGUAGACGAAACAUCUGCAGCCAUUGCAUAAAGAAAAUUAAACAGCAAUGAAAUUAAAGUACGGGGUAAAUUCCAAAGUAGAUAGGCGACUGUCUCCCAAGAGAUGUCCACUCAAUGACAUCAGUCAGAUGUCACCAUUUAGUUAUAGUGUAUCACUUUACUAAUACUAUCAACAGAGAUUCAGUGUAAGCCAGACAGUGAUUGAGAAAGGCUACAACACUGUGUUGUAACAGUGACUGAUAUACAUGCUGCAUGACAGAUCAUUUGUUUCUCACCAAUUAAUAGCAAAUGCAUACAUUACUUUUAUAAUUUAGUGUCUUGUGUUCCUAUC
Molecule: messenger RNA, 741 nt
Organism: Salvelinus namaycush (lake trout)
Lineage: Eukaryota; Metazoa; Chordata; Actinopteri; Salmoniformes; Salmonidae
Product: arginine-hydroxylase NDUFAF5, mitochondrial-like
Exons: 4
Coding region: 35-307 (90 amino acids)
Biological process (GO): mitochondrial respiratory chain complex I assembly
Cellular component (GO): mitochondrion
Source: RefSeq, a predicted model, not a curated record